GAGAAAAGGGACCGAGAAGGAGAGCACAAUCAAAGGCUGUUAUUUUAAUCUGUCCUGCCUCGGAGAUUAGCCCACCACAUUGUUUUAAUUGUUUUAACGGGAGGGAAUGAAACGCUCGUUUAUAGGGGGAUCCUUGGCAUAAAUCUCUCAAGUUCAAUAGUUUCAAAAACUUGAGCUCCUCGCAGCCCCCCUCUCUUCCCUCAUCCCACCUAAUCCCGGCUAAUACCUUUCUUUCUAUUGGCUAAUGGCUGAGGGGAGCCUGGGUAAAUGCUUCUUAAAUAGUCGUGGGUGAGAAUGGUUUCGGAGAAUUAUAUCCAAAGAGCGCUGCUGUGGGAGGAUUUAAGGCCCAAACCCGGACUAGGAAGUAUACCGGACUACACGGCUCACCUGGUGCAGACUUCUGUGCAUAAAGGCGCACCUGGAUCUUACGCUCCGGAGCUCAGAUUCAACAUGAACUCGUUGAAUUUCUGCGGGACGUCCAGCAGCAGCAGCAGAGGUGGAGCAGUGUUUCCCCUCCACGGUGUGAACUCCGUGCUGUUCGACCUGCACCACCAGAUGGCGGAGCAGUACCACGUGUACUCCGCAGCCAGCCCCGCAGUGCAUACCCUGUCUGUGGCCGAGAGACUGGCAGAGCUUAUCCUGGAGGCUCGGUACGGCAACCAGCAGAAGCAGCGCCGCAGCCGGACGGCGUUCACCGUGUCACAGCUGCAGGCUCUGGAGAAAGCCUUCCAGCAGACUCAGUACCCAGAUGUCGGCAUGAGAGAGAGGCUGGCUGUCUGCAUCAACCUGCCAGAGGCUCGCAUCCAGGUGUGGUUCAAGAACAGGAGGGCAAAGUUUCGUAAAGGUCAGAGGUGCUCCCCGUUCUCCAGAGACCACAGUCUGGAGGAGGCACCACAUCGCAGCGCGGCGGGACAGGAGGACGUCAGGACUGAAGACAAACAGGACAUGACAUCACACUCUGACAGCCACGUCCCUCCUCCUCAUCACUGCCCUCCUCCUCAUGUGGAUAAAACGAGGGAUGUUUGUCCACCUCUCACUCCUGCAGACUCUGAUAUUUCACGCUGCGCCCUCCACCUUCACUCUCCUCCACUGUUCCCCUUCAUGACGGGGGAGCGCUACAGCCACCCGCCUCACCAGCCGCUGGUGGGAAUGCUGUCCACCGAGCUCGCCCUUCCCCCGGUGUUCUGGCCCAUCAUACAACAGCACAGCUCCGCCCUGGGGGUUCACCCAUCGUCAGUUACUAAAAACUGUAGCCUCUCCCUUCAGACUGCUUGUUCCAGUAAAGUUGUGCCUCACCCUCACCUGGGGCUGUAACUGUAGACCUGCAGACCUGACAUCUCUGCUCCUUGUGGACUCAGGUACACCUGAAGCAACCCCGCAUGGGAAAAGAGACAGUGAAGAAGCACUUACUGCCUUGUCCCAGUCAACCUGACUACAGACAGAACAUUUAUUUUAUAUUUAGCUUUAUUGAACAAUCUCUCUGUACAGUCAUUAUUCCAUGUUUGGUUUGAUUUAACAUCUACAGGUUGUUGCCACUGGUAUGAGUUUAAUGUUUAAUGCAUCACAAGCACCAUAAACACUACAUUUACAUUUUUUCCUUCAGCAUUAUUUUGGCCAAUAACUACACCCUAACAAUGAUGGUACAAGCAUUUGAGAGUUCCUUAUCUGUAAUUAGGCACUGCAGCAUAGAAAUGUGAGAUUAAAAUGAUCUGUACCUCAAUUCUAUGUUGUUGUUUUUGGUUUUCCUCACAUUAGCAAGAAUAUAUAUAUAUGAAUUCUAUCAGGAUCUAUUGGCAUUUUAUUGGAUUUUUAAGCAGUGGUGGGAAGUUAUUGUGGGCUUAAGCUGUCAAAGUCAAAAAAUUAAUAAAUAAGUUUGUAAGAAAAUGGUUUUAUAAUAUGCCAUUAAAUGUACCAAAAAAAUGUUGAAUAAAAAUUUGUUAUACAAAAAAACCUGGGACAUUAAAUUA
Molecule: messenger RNA, 1967 nt
Organism: Centropristis striata (black sea bass)
Lineage: Eukaryota; Metazoa; Chordata; Actinopteri; Perciformes; Serranidae
Gene: dmbx2
Exons: 4
Coding region: 295-1314 (339 amino acids)
Biological process (GO): regulation of transcription by RNA polymerase II
Molecular function (GO): DNA-binding transcription factor activity, RNA polymerase II-specific; RNA polymerase II transcription regulatory region sequence-specific DNA binding
Source: RefSeq, a predicted model, not a curated record